This is a messenger RNA of Hylaeus volcanicus, 1108 nucleotides long. It is a transcript of the gene btn, whose product is annotated as homeobox protein Hox-C6-like. Gene Ontology annotation, cellular component: nucleus. NCBI's taxonomy places the organism in Eukaryota, Metazoa, Arthropoda, Insecta, Hymenoptera, Colletidae. The transcript is spliced from 5 exons. The record is from RefSeq and is a predicted model, not a curated record. Gene Ontology annotation, molecular function: DNA-binding transcription factor activity, RNA polymerase II-specific; RNA polymerase II cis-regulatory region sequence-specific DNA binding. Gene Ontology annotation, biological process: positive regulation of transcription by RNA polymerase II. Bases 250 to 1074 code for a protein of 274 amino acids.
UCUUAGACUAAUACAAAAUGAUUAUUAUAUUAUAAUCCCUUCUCUAGUUUGAUACGUCAUUCGAUUGUUAGAAAAAUAAAGUGAAAUUAAACUUCAGUUACUUCGGUAUAUAAUUGUUUUUUUUUUUUAUCUAUUUUGAUAUCAUUCUUCUAAAGAGAUUCCAAGUCGUGUUGGAGCACAUCAGUGUUCUUGAAGUCUUAAAUAAAUUUUAACGUUUUGUGCGUGUGUCAAUGGUUUAUGUAAGAUAAAAUGAAUCGGCCUAAAGAUAUGGCCUCAACGAGCCAGCGAUCUUGUGAAAAUGUUUUCGUUUCGCCAUCAACAUCGUCAACGCUACCCUAUCUUCAGGUGAAUUUUCAGGGUUCUUGUUUUUCUGGAAAUUUAGACUCUACCUGGAAUCACAGGUGGCUUUGGAAUGACUUAUCAAAUUUUUGCAACAUAUCGACAUCACGUAAUUCUUUCAACGAAAUUAAUCAGUUUCCACCUUACACCGUGAAUGCCGAUACAAACGAAAAUAAUCGAAUAAACAGAUGGGAGCAUUAUUCUCGCCAAGGUGUCGAUAUUAAUGAACACGAUGCAAUUAAACGGUCGACUGAAGAAGAAUAUUCAAACUUUAUGGACGAAACCCAGAAUUUUACUUCCGAGAAAACUCAAAGUCGUCAAAUCACUGCAACGACAAUAUUCCAUACAUGGGAAGUUCCACUUUGUCAAAACACUAUAGAGAACAUUGAAAGUGAAAUAAUGUAUCAUUCAUCGCAAGAUUUACAGAGUACGAGCACCACUAAUACUUCCUUUGAAAAUGAAACUCGUCGUACAUCGGAAGAAUUUGGGACCAAAAGAAUAGCCAGUGAUAAGCCUCGGAAAGAAAGAACAUCAUUUACAAAGCAACAAAUUCGACAUCUUGAGCAUGAAUUCGCUCAUAGCAAUUACCUCACACGGCUCCGACGUUAUGAAAUAGCCGUUGCAUUAGAUUUAACAGAACGCCAGGUGAAAGUUUGGUUUCAAAAUAGACGAAUGAAAUGGAAACGAACAAAAUGUGGGUUAGAAAAUGGACAGGGAAAGCUCAAUGUCUUGUGACAAAUUAUUUUACUAAUAUAAAAUAUUUUUACAG